Molecule: messenger RNA, 1314 nt
Organism: Rhinocladiella mackenziei CBS 650.93
Lineage: Eukaryota; Fungi; Ascomycota; Eurotiomycetes; Chaetothyriales; Herpotrichiellaceae
Exons: 8
Coding region: 1-1314 (437 amino acids)
Biological process (GO): secondary metabolite biosynthetic process
Molecular function (GO): monooxygenase activity; FAD binding
Source: RefSeq, a predicted model, not a curated record
AUGUCGUUGAAAAUCAUCAUCAUUGGCGCCGGCCUGGGGGGAUUGGCAGCAGCCAUCUCGAUCAAGACCGAAUCACCCAAUCACGAGGUCCUGGUCCUAGAAUCUGCCCCGGCUCUAGCGGAGAUAGGCGCGGGCCUUCAACUCACACCAAAUGCGACUAGGCUUUUGGAACGAUGGGGCUUACAGCCUCGACUCCAGAACCUCGUUACCUGCCCCGAAAUAUUCACAAUUCAUCGCUACAGCGAUGGGAAGCUCCUCGGCCAACGGCAACACUUUGGACAGGAGAUGCUGAGGAAAUAUCGAGCGAAUUUUUGGGACACUCAUCGAGCCGAUCUCCAGCUUGUUCUAUACGACCGCGCUGAGAGCUUGGGAGUCAAAUUUCGAUUCGGUGUGUUAGUUGAAGGACACAAUUUCAAGGUGCCAGAGCGGCUGACGGCAAGGAACCAUCUUUCCAAAACUCCCUUCAAACGAUCGCUAACCUCGUCAGGGCUUUGGUCGAAAUGUCGCGCGAGCUUUCUAGGGAAACCGAGCCCCCCGAUUCCGACAGGCGAUCUUGCAUACCGCAUCGUGCUACGGGUCGAAGAUAUUGACGACAAGGACUUGAGAGAAUUUGCCUCCGUCCCUAGGGUAUGCCUCUGGGUUGGGCCGGACUGUCAUGCCAUUUACUAUCCGUUAAGAAACAACACCAUGUGCAAUGUCGUCCUUCUUGUCCCAGACAAUCUCCCCGAAAAUGUGGCCAAGGCUUCAGGUGACCUUGGAGAGAUGCAUGAGAUCUUCAAGGAUUGGGAUCCGCGUUUGAGGAAGUUGCUGGCACUAGUCAAGCAAGUUGACAAGUGGAAAUUGAUGCACCUCGAUGAGAUGGAGCGAUGGUAUAACGAUGAAGCUACCGUGGUGUUUCUAGGGGAUUCGUGCCAUCCUAUGCUACCGUACAUGGCUCAAGGGGCAGGAUCAGCCUUGGAAGAUGGAGCCACACUGGGUAUCUUGCUCUCAAAGGCUGCAUCCCGUCAAGACCUCCACGAGACCUUGAAGAGAUACGAGAGUCUGAGGAAGCCUCGAAGCUUGGUCCUCCAGAAAGGAAGCAUGAGACAGAGAUACUGGAAUCACUUGCGGGACGGCCCUACGCAGAAGAAUCGAGAUCUCUUAGCUGAGCAGCAGUUCCAGGAACCCCAGCCUGGAUACCCAUUCUACUGGAUUGAUCCAGAAAUGCAGUCUCGGGUCUACGGGUACGAUGUUGUGGAAGAGCUCAAAAAAGCAGGUGUCGACACUGGCAAGUUCGAUCACCGCAAUCGGAGUCCUUUGCUUAGCAAGGUCUAG